AUGAAUGUAUUAGCCAAGAAAUUCCUCUCUUUUCAGAACGUCAUUGUACGACAGAGUAGCCAGCUAAACAGCCGAGCCCUCAGCGUGCGCCUCCCGCCGGACAAGGGACCCUACAUCCAACACUACCUCAUUGAGAUCCACAACGAAGGCUCCUCCUACUCACUCCAAGCUUCUGAAAACCGCUUCGACACCCUUCCUUCGCUCAUCACCUAUUAUUCUCAGUGCUGCGAAGAGUUGCUGGCUCAGCUCAAGCUUCCUCGCACCAUCCAGGAGGCCAAGACCCGCCAUGAACUCGGCUCUCUCUCGCUGCUCGGACAAGGUACCAUCACAAUGCCGAAGUGGAAAGGUUUCUACGACAGCCAGAGAAACUACAAGUGUGAGUGGGAAAGAACCUUCUUGUGGGUGAAGGAAGCACCAGAUGGCCGAGGCGAUGCAUAUUGCAAGCUAUUCUUCUGCAAUUUAAAACCAAGACUCUCCAUUAUUCAAAAGCAUGAGCAGACGGAGAAGCACAAAAUGAAACAAUCUGUUAUUAGAACCACAAAGCCUAUUACUGUUUACCCCAGUGGUCCAAGUGAGGAUGUUAAAAAAACUGAAUUGGAGUUGGCAGUUGCAAUAUCUUGUCAUUGCUCUAUUAAAUCAAUUGACCACCUUGGUGAAAUAAUGAAAAAACAUGGAAAAGGAAGUACACUUGGGAAAAUAUCAUUGCACCGGACAAAAUGCAGCAAAUUGGUCACUGAAGUAGUCUCACCUGCCUUUAAACAGGAGUUAAGGAAUGAUAUCAAAGGUGAAAAGUUUGCUGUGCUAGUUGAUGAAUCAACUGACAUUAGUACAGAAAAACAUUUAUGCAUAGUUGUUCGCUACUUCAGCAAAAAGGAAAAAAAAAUUAUGACAGAACUAGUAGGACUUGUACCAGUGACUGAAGGAACAGGUGCAGUUUUGUUUGAUAAGAUUAAGACAUCAGUGCAAGACAUUGGUCAAAGCUUAAGCAACUGUAUAGGAUUUGCAAGUGAUGGUGCAUCCGUCAUGGUAGGACAUAAUAAUUCUGUAUGGACACGAAUACAAGAGGAGUCACCGAACUGUGUGCUAAUGAGGUGCAUUUGUCACUCCCUUGCCCUUAGUAAUACAGCAUUCUUUCAAUAAAUUGCCAUCUAACCUGGGGUUCCUCUUAUCUGAAAUUCCGAAAUGGUUCUCCAAAAGCUCUCUUCGGAGAGAGUCUUACAAGACUCUCUUCAACAUCAUGAACCCAGACGAUGAAAGGAAAGGACUACCAGCUCCAUUUCAGCAACCAUCUGCUACAAGAUGGCUGGUAAGAGGAAAAGUUAUGAGCAAAAUUCUCAGUAACUGGGAUGAGCUGCAUGGCUAUUUCCUUUGUGCUGAGCAGAAUUGUGGCCAAGAGGCUAAAUUCAAGGCCAGAAUGAUAAGAGAGAUGCUAGGGGAUGACAUAAAUAAGCUUUACUUCCUGUGUGCUUCUCCAAUUGUCUUGGAUUUUGAAAGAGUCAAUGCUUUUUUUCAAGGAACUGAUCUUGAUCCUCAAAAUAUGGA
Scylla paramamosain (green mud crab) is the source of this 1542-nucleotide messenger RNA. RefSeq lists its product as uncharacterized. The coding region runs from base 1 to 1140 and encodes 379 amino acids. The record is from RefSeq and is a predicted model, not a curated record. The transcript has 4 exons. NCBI's taxonomy places the organism in Eukaryota, Metazoa, Arthropoda, Malacostraca, Decapoda, Portunidae.